UCAUUUUGCUUCCUUCCACUUAGAUUAAUAUUAAACGCAAGAGCCCAUGGCAGCGAAUGAUAAUUACGGUUACCUGCGGGAUCCUAGUGAAAUGGAGAAUGGUCAACCGCGACUACAUUCCGCCAAGAGUUCUGAGCCGAGUUGCAGGUCAUUUAUUUUUGGAACGCUCAUUGUCAUGGGAUUGCUUCAGGUCGCAUCGAGUGUAGCAAUCCUGCUACAUUUAACUGGUUAUAUUCACGAGGUAGACUUUACAGUUCAGCGGAAAUCUCUAGAGGCGGUGCAGACGGGUCCCAUCCUUGCAAGAGCGCUUAGAGAACCCAGAAAAAAACAAAGAAUAAAGUACAUAAAAAGCCCCACCCCAAUGGCUCAUCUGCCCAUCAGGACACCCAUCGACUAUGCCCAAAAAGGUGAGAUUCAGGUGAAGAUGAUUCAUUGGAAUGACGCCCAGGGUAACCUGGAACGAUUCCGGUACCACAACGGUCGCAUUCUGGUCCAGGUAGGGGGUUUGUAUUACAUUUACGCCAAGACCUGCUUCCGAUACUACGCCAACGCAUAUGAGCCAGGCGCCAGACCCAGCCACCAGCUGGAGGACAAUACACAGUUGAUCCAGUACAUCUAUCAUGAGAAGCACACCCAGAACACCAUCACGCCCACGGUCCUCAUGAAGAGCGGAAGCACCCAGCAAUGGGGGACAACUGACUAUAACAUGUACUGCGAACAGCAGGGCGGGAUCUUUGCCCUGAAGGAAGGGGAUGGGCUCUUGGUCAAGGUGUCCAAUCCCUGGAUGCUGGACCCCGACGCAGAAGGGAGUUACUUUGGUGCCUUCAAGAUAAGCAAAUGAUUGCUUGGUUUCGCAUGAUUGACUGCAGUACCUUUAGGGUUAGGAGAACUGGCCAUAGCCUCAAGCUGCUUGAGAGGAAUUUCGGGUCAGGCGGGAUAUUGUGUACCUGAGCGUGACCCCCUUCCUGGUAUAUCAGGCUCCCAAGGUCUGCCUGCACAAACUGACAAAGGAGGUUGCACACACAAGUUGGGCAUUCUUACUUCAGAGAUAAUAGGGGCCAAAAAAGAUAAAUAAACAUGUCUAUCCUGCGCUGAACUCUCUGCUUAUGAUCCUGUCUUACAUUUUGAAAAUGGUCCAAGAACUACCAAGCACUGAAAACCGGUGUGUCUCAUUCCAUGAGGGUGGCUUUCUCAGAACAAGGGGCAGGAAGACGGUUUAUGGCGGUACAGCUCCCUGAGGCCACCAUCCCCCUUUCGUCCCCCUUUAUGCUCCUGCAUAAAUUUUUUUUUUUGUGUUUUUUUCAAAAGGAUUUGAUUAUGAAGCAAAGUAAACAAUGCACCAAAAAGUGGGAAAACAAAACCAAAGAUAGCUGGACUGUCUGCUCUGCCUGAGUGAGAAAUGGCAGGCCGUGUCCGAAACAGCUUACUUACCUACUGUUGUGUAUAUAAGUUGACAACACCGAAUGAGAAAGUUGUCAAGUAAGGAAAAUUUUAAAUAAAUGUACAGUAGUGUGGUUCACAUUCCCAGAUGAUACUUAUUUCCCAGGGUUUCGAUGAAUGUAUUCAGAAGCACACUUUUCAGGAAGUGAACCAUACUUUUAGGAGGUCCCACAGAAUUGUGUGGGAGUGUUGAGGUCUCAUAAAUCAGAGAGGAUGAGGCAGGACGGUUCGUCUUAUGACACUUCUGCAGUAUGCUGGAAACUAGUAUGGAUGAUAUUUUUCACAUACUGUCCAUUGUUUACUAAAAAUAUGCACUAAACAGUGGGCUGUAUGUUUAGUAGACAAUACAUAUUUUGAGGACACCGUAGGCUGUUUCAGACACGGUCACAGUCUUAACUUAAGAUUGCUUUUCAGCCAAAUUGAGUUUGGUGAUCCACCGAUUUAAUAAAAGAAUUUCAUUUCUUGUUUUCCUUCUAAACAUGACAGGAGACAAUGCAUUCAAUGUAUUUAUUUAUUUGAUAUUAAGUCAUACUUCACUGACAACUAAUGAUUUACUUGUUGAGACCUGCAACAACAGUGUGUGCAUUCUGUUAUAAAGUAGAAUCUUCAAGAUAUGAAUCUCUAUCAGUCAUUCAUGAAACUUUGAAAGUUAUGUCAAAAUAUUUUUUUAUGAAUUUUAAUCCUUUAUGGAUUAGACUCAUGGCUUACAUUAUGAUAGCCUUAUGUUUAAAUUGGCUACUCUGAUUGUUGAGCUAUAAUCCUAUGGAUAUGAUAAAUAGGCCUGAUGAAGCACAAUUGGAUAUGCCAAUGGCGUGGUUCCAUGUUAAUUUGACUUGUCUGUCCAUAACUCUAAGGUUUGUGAUACUUUGGUUCUACUGUGCACAUUAUGAUAGGUUGCACUUUUGCCUGAGGUUGUAAAUACGCAAUUAGUAAAUAUACUUGGUUUUGUCUUACAAAUAAAACUUUGAGUUGUCUCUCAAAAAAAAAAAUAGAACUUCUCAAUUAUCAUAUUUUCAGAUAAGAACUGCGGGCAUUGGGAAAGGUUUUAAGUUAUACAUUUGUAUAUGUUUUUUUGUAUGUUAUUUAUAGCACUUAAAAUAAUAAAACAACUUUCUGAAUACA
This is a messenger RNA of Anguilla anguilla (European eel), 2562 nucleotides long. Its product is annotated as tumor necrosis factor ligand superfamily member 11-like. The record is from RefSeq and is a predicted model, not a curated record. Gene Ontology annotation, molecular function: tumor necrosis factor receptor binding. The transcript has 4 exons. NCBI's taxonomy places the organism in Eukaryota, Metazoa, Chordata, Actinopteri, Anguilliformes, Anguillidae. Gene Ontology annotation, biological process: immune response. Gene Ontology annotation, cellular component: membrane. The coding region runs from base 47 to 841 and encodes 264 amino acids.